Emiliania huxleyi CCMP1516 is the source of this 857-nucleotide messenger RNA. RefSeq lists its product as hypothetical. Bases 53 to 514 code for a protein of 153 amino acids. The record is from RefSeq and is a predicted model, not a curated record. The transcript has a single exon. Lineage: Eukaryota; Haptophyta; Isochrysidales; Noelaerhabdaceae.
CGACGGCGACGUCGAGCCGCAGCUCUACGAGAAGCGGUCGGCGGGCCUCUUCAUGACGCGGCUCGAGCGGGCGUGGAAGGACCCGGCCGUCUCCACGCAGGAGCUCGAGAUGCGCGCAAAGUGCGGCGCCUCCAACAAGCUGCCCGUCUCGCCGGCGGUCGCCCUGACGGCGUACGUGCGCCACUGCAUCACCAAGAUGAACACGUGCAUGGGAUUCUCGGCGCACAUCCCGGGGAUGGGGCGGCAGCCGCUCGGCGCGGGCGAGCAGGAGCGGCACGUGAAGCAGCUCGGCGCUGCGCUCGUCGCCGCCAUCGGACGCGACUUUGCUGCGCCGCACCGCUCGAUUGCCAGCCUGCCGAUCACCGCAAACCUGGUGACGGAGCUCGCGCAGGCGCACCUGCGCGCGUGCGUGCUGUACCAGAACGAGCUGUCGAACGCGCUCGCGCGCGCAAACAUGGAGGGCGAGGAGGCGCGGAGGCAGGAGCGGAUGCGCAUCUGGGGGUACAGCUCAUGAGCAUGAGGGGCCUCUCGGCGGCCUCUCUGCGCGCCUCUCCCCCCGCUCGACCGGUCACGUCCGUCGUGUGGAGGUGCGUUGUGCUGGCUGCUGCAGCCGGUGGCUAGGAAUAGGGUCCCCGGAGGCGCCGGGGACUGGGUCGGGGCGAUCCGGUGCUGGAUGGAAUGACGCUGGUGUGCGAGGUCAGGGUGGCGCCGCGUUUGUUGACUGCGGGUGUCGCCCGUCUGUGCCUUUGAGGUCUCUGAUGUACAAUAGGGCGGAGAGGGAGAUGCGUCCUAUGUUUUUUCCCGUGUAAGCCGUGUUUUACGGCCUCAUGCGCCGACUCUGAUAAUCACUCUCGUAU